CAAAGAUCAAAAGAAAGACCUCUUUUGACCAGAAACUUGUCGUGACGAUCGACAACAACACCACACUACUAUAACAAUAGCCGUACUCCUAACCCCGGAUCACCUUCUCCCUCUCCCUUCUUGCCUUUCGCUCUUUGUCCCCUUAGCGAUCGAAAUCCCAUCUCCUUGUGCCCUGGUCUGAUGGCGGGUCGACCUUCCCGUAGCACGCGUUCAGUCAACGUUAGCUACACCGAACCUACCGAGGACGAUUACCUCAAAGGUCUGAGAUCGACAUCCAGGCCGUCAGCUUCAGCAUCUGCAUCGUUAUCGGCGGCAACAUCGACAGCAUCGGCUCAAGCGGCGUCGACAAGGAUCAAGCCGAUCAAGUUCAACUUGAAAGCCCUGAGGCAGGGUUUGCCCAAGGAGGAACAUCUCGAUCGACCUUUCCACCACGAAGACGAUAACAACCACGAGGGGGAGGAUAAUCACAACGAGGACGAAUAUAACGAGCCCGACGAUAAUCACGACGACGAAACGGAUACGAUGAACCCGAACUUGAACCCUUUCAACGCUCGUCGAUCGUCGAGGACCAGCCGACGUAGUUCGGCAGGUAGCAGCCAGAACAACCUGAAGACCAACGGGAACAGUAAUUCGCUUGCGACGAGGACUUCCAGUCGACGGACCCGAGCUACGAUACAGCAAGAGAACGUGGAGGAGAAUGGGAUGGUCUACGAGGAUGCCGAUGGACAAGGUCGAUCGCAAGCUCAGCUUCAGGUGCAAUCCGGAUCUCGAGCUCCUGGUCGACGAUCUUCCCGAGGGUACCAUCCCAACCUCGAUCCCGAGCUGGGAGUACCUCUUCACGAGGACGGGGAUGGGGAUGAGGAUGCGAGUGGGGAGGUUGAUGAAGAGUACGUCGGUGAUGGGGACGGUGCAGAAGUCGGGGAUGCGGUGCCGGAGGAAGAGGAAGAAGAAGAAGUCGCACGCACGCCUACCCCUCCCACAGAAUAUGUCCAGACACGAGGCGGUCGUCAAGUCGCGAAAAAAAUCCUCCGCGAGUCUCCCGACCCGGAUGACCCGGAUGCUCUGGACGAGGAUGACUUUGAGAACUCGAUCAAAGCCGAUGAAGAUUUCGACGAGUCGCCCCCACCUCGGCGAGCUACACGGGCGGCCAAGAAGAAUAACCUCGACGGAUUCGUAGAGGACGACGAAGAAGACGCUUCAGAGGAUUCGAACGGACGGCGAAAGAGCAAAAAAGCGGGGUCCUCGCGAGUGCAGCCCAGCCGAUCAACAAGAAAGAGCUCGAGGAUUCCCAAGAAGAAGGCCCGAACUGAUGACGAUUACGAACAGGACCACGACGAAGAAGAGGACGACGAGGUGGUGGAGAUGACGCCCGAGUUUAGCGAUCACCCGAGCGAUAUCAUUACCGGUCCAGCGACCAGUAAACCGAAUGGUCGAGCUCGUGGUCGCAGGGCUGUCCAGUCGACGGACGACGAGCAGCCGAUUACGAGAAAAUUGAGACAGCGCACCACCAAUGUCAACUAUGACAUGACGGCACUGAACCCGCUACUUCCUGACGACAACUUCGGUCGGAAACGAGCGGGACCCAGCGGAAGUAAUGCCGGGAACGGCGCUUCGCAGAACAAUGGAGGGUUCUUGAUGGACAUGGCGAGAGGCUCAGGCGCGCUCGCAGAUCCCAACAUGCCGAACAUGCCAGAUUCUGAUUCGGACGAUGAUAUGCCCGACUAUAUCAAAGAUCUUCGAAAAGAGGCUUCAUCGACGAUGGCUCUGGCCAAUGGAGGAACGAAUCGAGGAAAGAAGGGGAAUGCCCCUGCUGUCGGUCCCAGUACAGCUACGGUCGCAGCGGGAACGGUGGGAAGAUACAACCCGGAGGCUGCUCGAGCAGAUGCGGAUCCAUUGGGCGUGGACCUGAAUGUGACUUUCGACCAAGUGGGCGGUCUGGAUGGACACAUCAAUCAAUUGAAGGAGAUGGUAGCACUGCCAUUGCUGUAUCCCGAGCUGUUCCAGCAAUUUGGCAUCACGCCACCGCGUGGUGUAUUGUUUCAUGGUCCCCCAGGAACAGGUAAAACCCUGCUAGCACGAGCGUUGGCAGCGAGUUGUAGUUCGUCUUCCCAAAAAAUCGCCUUCUUCAUGCGAAAGGGAGCGGACUGUCUCAGCAAAUGGGUGGGAGAAGCCGAACGGCAGCUGCGACUUCUUUUCGAGGAAGCCAAGAACGCUCAGCCGAGUAUCAUCUUCUUUGAUGAAAUCGACGGUCUCGCGCCGGUCAGGAGUUCGAAGCAAGAUCAGGUGCAUUCUUCUCUUGUGGCGACCUUAUUGGCGCUGAUGGAUGGCAUGGACGGACGAGGUCAAGUCAUCGUGAUCGGUGCGACAAAUAGGCCGGACUCCGUAGAUCCUGCACUACGCCGGCCGGGUCGUUUCGAUAGGGAAUUCUACUUUCCUUUGCCAAACAAGGAGGCGCGCAAGAAGAUUAUCAGCAUCAACACGCGCAAAUGGCAACCUCCUCUUGAGGACGUGUUCUUGGACGAACUGGCAGGUGUGACUAAGGGUUACGGAGGAGCAGAUCUCCGGGCACUAUGCACGGAAGCCGCUUUGAACGCCAUACAAAGGCGAUAUCCUCAAGUAUACAAGACAAACGACCGACUACUGCUCGAUCCCACGUCCAUCCACGUGCAAGCUCGAGACUUUAUGGCUUCGGUGAAAAAAAUUGUUCCAUCUAGCGCAAGAUCGGCUUCUAGCAGUGCUCAACCGAUCCCUCCACAUCUGGAACCUCUUCUCCAGGACCCCUUGCGACGAAUCACAGGCGUAUUGGACGAGCUGAUACCGAACAAAAAAACCAAGACCGUACUCGAGGAGGCAGAGUGGGAGGACGACAACGCCGACGGGACCUUUGGGAAGGAGCUGAUCAUGCAAUCUUUCGAGACGCUUAGGGUUUACCGGCCAAGACUCUUGAUUCACGGUCAGAAGGGCCUGGGGCAACGGUUCUAUGGAGCUGCCCUGCUUCAUCACCUGGAAGGCUAUCAUGUACAGAACUUGGAUAUCGCGACCUUGCUGGGUCAAUCUACAGCGACUAUCGAAACGAUGCUUGUACAAAUGUUUGUCGAAGCCAAGCGUCAUCAACCCUCCGUCCUUUACAUCCCCGCACUCAGUCAAUGGUCCGCAGUAUUAACGCCUACCGCCAAAGCGACUUUCGGCACCCUGUUGGACAGCCUGACGCCGUCCGAACCGGUCGUUGUUAUCGCAUUUAUGGAUGAGCCCCUGCGCGAAUUGGAUGACGAACUCAAGUCGUGGUUUGGACGCAUGGGAGAUAAUUUGAUAGAACUCCACGCGCCCGAUAUUGAACAAACCAAGGCUUAUUUCCGAAACAUCAUCGAGAAGAUCCGGUUGCCACCUGAUCAGUUCCCCGACGCAUUACCGAAACGUCGGAGGAUCUUGGAGGAACUGCCUAAAGCGGCACCGUUACCUCCUCCUGCUCCAAGCGCAGCGGCAUUGGCCGAGCAAGCGGCAAAGGAUCAAACCCUAAAGGAGAUUGUAGCGUUCCGAUUGAACCCUAUCCUGACGGAACUCAAGAAGAGACACAACAGAAAGUCGACUUUGACUGCGGCGGAAGCUUUGCAACGCUGGUACCAGCUUGUCGCGAGGGAUGAAGAACGCGCAGAAGACGAAAGGCAGGCGGCCAAAGCGGCCGAGAUUGGCCCAGAGGCAUCACUGGCACUUGAUGCAGCCAUAAACGGAGAUGCUGUUCAGCCGAUGGCUGUCGACGUGCCGAUGGACAAUCCGCUUGCCGAGAACAACAAUGGCAUUGCUGUGACAGUAUCAAUGGAAGCGGUCGAACCCGCACCCGCCGAACCCGCUCACGCGGAGCGACCACGAACGCAAUCUCCCGUCGCCGACAAGCCUUCUCGACCCAAGCCUCACUGGGUCGACUUUGAACUCAUGCAGGAAAAGCUCAUGAGUCAAGACGACGGCUACUACUCGCUGAGGGCGUUCGAGCGUGACAUCUUCCGUAUGAGGGAGAAUGUCGAUGGUGCCGAGAUGGACCUCGACAAACGUACCAAGGCGGCUUUGCUGGCGAAAGAAGCCACACUUAUGAUCAAGGAUCACUUCCAGGAUGAGCAGCAGAAGCUGGAGAUCGAACGGAUGGCUGCACGAGAGUACGCCAAGAAGCAGCUCAAGAAGAAGAAGGGCACCAAAUCAGCAAGUUCGUCACCCAACGGUACUCGAUCCUCUGCCCGUUUGAGCGGUCGCGCUCCCGAGAUCAGCUUUACCGAAAUCCUACAAAACGAAAGGGUCAACGGGAAAAAGCGCUCUCGGGACGGUUCGGAAGAUGCGGCUUCGAUCGGCUCGGAUGGACGAGCUGCUAAGAGGAACAAGGGCGAAACUGGUGGUGCCGUGCUAGGCCUGCCCGAUCAGCAACGCCUGAUGGCAGAUGCUAGUCAUGCUCCUUCGCACGGCAUAUUGGGCACAGGAUCCGGUACUCAUGCCAUGGCGGCGCCCUUGCAAGAGGACAUUUUGGCGGGCCAGCUGGAGCAAGCAUCGACGAUUGCGCAGCCCUCAUCAGGAGGCUUGGCCGCGAUCUUGAACCCUAUCCACUUGCGUCCUCGAAGCACAACGCCGCAGACCGAGCCGCCGAUUACCCAGCAGCCGGUCCCUCACCCGCAUCCUCCAUUCUUUAUUCCCGAAAAGCAGUUGGAAGACCUGUCCGACAUUCUCGUUAUUGGCACGCACCAAUUCACCGUCGAAGACCUCGAGCAACUUCAUUCGAUGGCACUUCAACUCAUAUGGAGGCAUCGUUCCGAUUGGGACAGGUCGUUGAUGGUACAACAGCUUGUGCAACAUUGCUCGCAUUUCGUGCAAGCGGUCCAACAUGGGUCGUGAUCCAAAGAGACUGAGACUCCCAAACUUAAUGACCUAUUCAUGCUCUCAUGGUCGAUAUGACUCGACGUGUAUCGUUACG
Molecule: messenger RNA, 4951 nt
Organism: Filobasidium floriforme
Lineage: Eukaryota; Fungi; Basidiomycota; Tremellomycetes; Filobasidiales; Filobasidiaceae
Exons: 14
Coding region: 181-4872 (1563 amino acids)
Biological process (GO): positive regulation of transcription by RNA polymerase II
Cellular component (GO): nucleus
Molecular function (GO): histone binding; chromatin binding; ATP binding
Source: RefSeq, a predicted model, not a curated record